This is a messenger RNA of Abrus precatorius (Indian licorice), 1968 nucleotides long. RefSeq lists its product as uncharacterized. The record is from RefSeq and is a predicted model, not a curated record. NCBI's taxonomy places the organism in Eukaryota, Viridiplantae, Streptophyta, Magnoliopsida, Fabales, Fabaceae. The transcript has 5 exons. Bases 1 to 1968 code for a protein of 655 amino acids.
AUGGAUGAGUUAGAGGAGCACAAUGAAGACUUGAGAAACGAUGUUAACCAGCUGAAGGAACAAAUGACACAAAUCCUAGAGGCACUGAAGUCUUUAGAGAGAAGAACCACAGAGGGGACCCCUACUCAAGCACCUCCACCACAACCCACUCCUACCUAUCCACUAGCUGAGAACCCACCAAACACUGGCCAACCAUCAAAUCAAUCCAAUCCUGCACAACCUUCAGGUCUACAAAUCCAACCAACCCAAACAUCCAUCCCAUCAUAUGCUUACCCUCAAAAUACCUAUCCCCGAGAAGCUCAUAUACCCCAUACUAUACCUACCCCAAACCAAUCGAUCCACCACCAACCACAAAUCACUAAUCCUAGCCUUGAUGGAAACCUAGCCAUAUCACCAUUCCAUUCCCAUAAGACCUUAGAAGAACCUCAGCCCAAUUACUCAGAGGAGUACUUCCAAUUCAGAGAAAAAUUGCAAAUAUUGGAAGAAAGAUUAAGAGCUAUCGAGAGGAGCAACUAUGGCAUUGGAGAAGCUGCAGAUCUUUGCUUGGUCCCAGAUGUGAUAGUUCCUCCAAAAUUCAAAGUGCCUGAUUUUGAUAAGUACAAAGGAAUGACAUGCCCAAAGAGUCAUCUGAUCAUUUUGAUUGGGGGAGCUUUGAGUUGGUAUAUGCAUCUUGAGCAUACUCGUAUUCGUAGUUGGAAAGAUUUGGUUGAUGCUUUCCUAAAACAGUACAAGUACAAUAUCGAUAUGGCUCCUGAUAGGUUGCAACUGCAAAACAUGAUUAAGAAGGAAAAUGAGUCAUUCAAAGAGUAUGUGCAAAGAUGGCGCGAAUUGGCAGCUCAGGUAGAACCUCCCUUAUCUGAGAAAGAAAUGGUGGCUAUGUUUAUUGAUACUCUUCAAUCACCCUUCUACAAUAGAAUGAUUAGAAGUGUAUCAUCAAACUUUUCAAAUAUUGUAAUCAUAGGGGAAAGAGUAGAAAAUGGCAUGAGGACAGGAAAGAUUCCCAAUAGUUUUAUUGGGAUGACUAACACAAAGAAACCUCAAUUUGGAAUAGGCAAAAAGAAGGAAGGAGAAACUAAUGCCAUAACUUUUCACCCAAGAGAAGUUUCUUUCAUCAGACCCAACCAUGCACCUUUUCAAUUCCAACCUUCAUUUCCUAUCCCUCAUAUGUCUUACCCAUAUGUCAAUGCCAUUUCACAAAACCUAAGUCCCCAAUCAUAUCAGUCACGACCUUACCAACCCGCUCCGCCUACUUUUCCUAUAGCACCGCCCAUGAGACCACCUCAACAUUGGAACCAAAACCCGAAUCUCAACCAAAUAAGACCCCAAAACAAUCAAGAGAGGAAGCAAGUUCAAUUCAACCCAAUUCCCAUGUCCUACACUGAGUUACUACCUUGCUUAUUCCAAAGUUCAUUAGUUGUACCCUGCCCAAUGAAACCUGUAAAACCGCCCUAUCUAAGAGAGUAUGACCUAAAUGCUAAGUGCGAGUAUCAUGCUGGUGGCAUUGGUCAUUCGACAGAGAACUGUAGGGCUUUAAAGUUCAAGGAUAAUCCUAACAUUAGGAGUAAUCCCCUAUCCGGGCAUGGAGGACCAUCGGUAAAUGCCAUCAAGGAACAGUAUGCCCAUGUUUUAAAUAGGAAAAUUGAAGAGGUUACCACUUCUCUUAAGAUUAUUUUUGCUGAGUUGUACAAGGUUGACUUGAUCAAAGGUUUUGUACAUAAAGAAAGGAUUUAUGUCGGCAAUUUUAAGGAAAACCAAACACAAGGUGUCAAUUCUGAUACUCUCGCUGUCUCAAACAUUACUGGUGUUGGUGGGAUGACCCGCAAUGGUCGUAUUUAUACACCUGAGGAGCUGAGAAAAGAGCGAACAAAAGAGAUAGAGAGAUCCUCAAAAGGGAAAGCCAAAUUGGGCGAGUUUGAAGAUGCUGACGAAGAGAAAAUGCCUGAAAUAAAAAAAGACAGUGUCUGUUGA